This is a messenger RNA of Hemicordylus capensis (graceful crag lizard), 3581 nucleotides long. Its product is annotated as zinc finger protein 665-like. NCBI's taxonomy places the organism in Eukaryota, Metazoa, Chordata, Lepidosauria, Squamata, Cordylidae. Bases 554 to 1993 code for a protein of 479 amino acids. The transcript has 2 exons. The record is from RefSeq and is a predicted model, not a curated record.
AAUGCAGCAGGUGGGGGGAAGCAUCUCUCUGGUCACUGAAAUGUACCCCCCACCACCUGAAAUGAUUUGUUGUUCCAGAAAAUGACCUCAAAACCGGUUUCUGCAAAUGACUCAGUAUAAGGCACCUUCCUGUCUAGUUAACGCUCCUUUUCCAUCCCAGGCUCUGACCAGUUUUCUCCCUUCCUUCCAGCAGCUGAGAGUUGGGAGAGGAACAAUGAGGGGAAACCCAGCAGAGGAUUUAUGGGUGGUGCCAGAUGAAAUAAGAGGCACGUACUAAAAAGAACAGGCUAAAAACAGGAGCAAAACAGAAGAAGUGAAGUCCAAUAAAUAACGCAGAAACCAGUGGGAGUUGGAAGAGCAACAAUGAGGGGAAACCCAGCACAGGAACGAUAGGUCGUGCCAGAUGAAAAAAAAGGGAGCGUAGACUGAAAACUGGAGCCAAACGGAAGAAGAGAAGUCCAAAAAAAUAAUGCAGAAAGUAAGAGAAAGGAGCCUGCGCCCUCCGCAUAGCAGAAAGCUCCACUUCUGAACUAAGAUUUAACCGGAGUGCGAUAUGAAAGCAGGUGGGAGAUUAUAUGAAUGUUUAGACUGUGGGAACUCCUUCAGCAAGAGAGGACAUCUCAUUAUACACCACAGAACCCACACUGAGGAAAAACCACACAAAAGCUUGGAGUGUGGGAAGAACUUUAGCAUGAGUGGAGCUCUUAACAGUCAUCACAGAACCCACACUGGGGAGAAACCACACAAAUGCUUGGAGUGUGGAAAGAGCUUCAGCCAGAGAGGAACUCUUAUUAAGCACCACAAAACCCACACUGGGGAGAAACCACAUCAGUGCCUGGAGUGUGGAAAGAGCUUCAGCAUGAGUGGAGCGCUUACCAGACAUCACAGAACCCACACUGGGGAGAAACCACAUAAAUGCUUGGAGUGUGGAAAGAGCUUCAGCACGAGUGGAGCUCUUACUACACACCACAAAACCCACACUGGGGAGAAACCACAUAAAUGUUUGGAGUGUGGAAAGAGCUUCAGUACGAGUGGAGCUCUUAAUAUACACCACAGAAUCCACACUGGGGAGAAACCCCAUAAAUGCUUGGAGUGUGGAAAGAGCUUCAGCCGGAAAGGACAUCUUAUUACACACCACAUAACCCACACUGGGGAGAAACCACACAAAUGCUUGGAGUGUGGAAAGAGCUUCAGCCGGAAAGGAAAUCUUAUUACACACCACAAAACCCACACUGGGGAGAAACCACACAAAUGCUUGGAGUGUGGAAAGAGUUUCAACCGGAGAGGAACUCUUAUUAAACACCACAAAAUCCACACUGGGGAGAAACAACAUCAGUGCUUGGAGUGUGGAAAGAGCUUCAGUACGAGUGGAGCUCUUAAUAUACACCACAGAAUCCACACUGGGGAGAAACCACACAAAUGCUUCGAGUGUGGAAAGAGCUGCAGCACGAGUGGAAAUCUUAACAGACAUCAUAGAAUCCACACUGGAGAGAAACCACACAAAUGCUUUGACUGCGGAAAGAGCUUCAGUACGAGAGGAAGUCUCAUUAGACACCACAGAACCCACACUGGGGAGAAACCACAUAAAUGCUUGGAGUGUGGGAAAAGCUUCUGCACAAGUGGAGAGCUUAGUAACCAUCGUAGAAUCCACACUGGGGAGAAACCACACAAAUGCUUGGAGUGUGGGAAGACUUUUUGCCACAGAGAAACUCUUAUUACACACCACAAAACCCACACUGGAGAGAAACCACAUAAAUGCUUUGACUGCGGAAAGAGUUUCAGCACGAGUGGAUAUCUUAUUAAACAUCAUAGAACCCACACUGGGGGAAAACCACACAAAUGCUUGGAGUGUGGAAGGAGCUUCAGCCAGAGAGGAACUCUUAUUAGACACCAUAGUACCCACACAGGGGAAAAACCACACAAAUGCUUUGAGUGUGGAAAGAGUUUCUGCCAGCGAGGACAUCUUAUUAGACACCAUAAAACCCACACUUGAGAGAAACCACAUAAAUGCUUUGACUGUGGAAAGAGCUUCAGCAUGAGCGGAGAUCUUAAUAAAUAUCAUAGAAUCCACACUGGGGAGAGACCACACAAAUGCUUGGCGUGUGGAAAGACGUUCAGCCAGAGAGAAAAUCUUAUUAUACACCACAAAACCCACACUGGAGAGAAACCAUAUAAAUGCUUGGUGUGUGUAAAGACUUUCGGUACGAGUGGAGCCCUUACUACACACCACAAAACCCACACUCUGGAGAAACCAUAUCAGUGCUUGCAGUGUGGAAAGAGCUUCAGCAUGAGCGGAGAUCUUAAUAAACAUCAUAGAAUCCACACUAGAGAGAAACCACACAAAUUUUUGUUGUGUGGAAAGAGCUUCAGCCAGAAAACAGAUCUUAUUACACACCACAAAACUCACACUGGGUAGAAACCACACAAAUGCUUGAAGUGUGAGAAGAGCUUCCGCACGAGUGGAGUUCUUAAUAUACAUCAUAGAAUCCACAUUGGGGAGAAACCACACAAAUGCUUGGAGUGUGGGAAGCGUUUCCUCCAGAGAGGAAAUCUUAUUACACACCAUAAAUCCAACACUGGGGAGAAACCUCACAUAUACUGAGAUUAUGGAAAGAGCUUCAGUAGAAGUGCACAAAUUACUGGACACCUAGCCCACACUGGGAAGGAACCACACUAAUAUUUGGAGUGUGGAAGGAGCUUCACUAUACACAGCAGAACCCACACUGGAAGAAGCAGGAAGGCUCACCUCACUGCACAUGCAUAAAUUCAAACAGUGUUGGAAUCAUACAAAUGAUACUGCAGCCAAGCCUUCAAAUCUCCCUCAUUUUGCGAAAGAUAAACCCUUGUGAGAUAUCUGCUUCUUCUCUGUUUUGCUUCCCUCUGGGAAAUUCAUAAUUCUGUGUCUCUGUUUUGAAUAAAUGUGCUUAAUUCCUUCAAAUUGUUCAAUGAAUAUUAGUUUUUCUCAGAGUUUGUGUGUGUGUCUGUGUGAAAGAGAUCCCCCCCCCCUUGCAACACACAGACACACACAGAAACAAAUACCCCAUCUUCUCUGUGUGAGAGAGAGGUUUUUAGAGUUUAAAAAAAACCAUAUUCAGGUGCCACGUGUAAGCCAAAAUUAGAAUAUUAGAAUAAACUGGUAUAAACCCCUCCCCCACCCCAAUAGCAGACUUUCUUGUGCGGACAUGAGUCACUACAAAAAUUAUUAAAAGCUGUAAAAAUAAUGGGCGAAGGAUGCUCUAAGAAUUGAUCUGUUUCUGUUUUUGUUUGUUCCUGCCUUUGUGUUUAUGAUGUGCUUGUUUUUGAAGAUAAACUGCUUAUUGCUUUAAUCUGUGAUCUGUAUGUGUGUCUGUAUUUGCCUUAUACUAUUGCCUUAUCUUAUGCUUUUGACUUAAACGAUUAAAACAUUUAGAUACUGCUUUGUUUAGCAACCAAGUUUUCAAAAUGGCUCACAUAGCAAAAUACAUGAGAAAAUGGCUCUCUACUCCCAUGUUUCUCCUUAUAAUAUUCACUAACUAAUAUUUUGCUUUAUGCUUGCAAUCAUAUUUUUAAUAUUAUUAAUAAUAUAUUGCUUUAUGCUUGUA